Molecule: messenger RNA, 1903 nt
Organism: Neodiprion fabricii
Lineage: Eukaryota; Metazoa; Arthropoda; Insecta; Hymenoptera; Diprionidae
Product: tetraspanin-3-like
Exons: 5
Coding region: 782-1609 (275 amino acids)
Cellular component (GO): membrane
Source: RefSeq, a predicted model, not a curated record
AGGUCCACGAAGAAGAAGCGCGACGCUAAAGAAGUGGAUAAAAAUUCCCCAUCCCAAGAGUGUGAACCGUAAUCAACACAGACGUGAAUCAGUAGACGUACAAUACGAAUGUCCGGUAAUCGGUGACCCUUGACCCUUGAGAGAUCUCCAUUUCCUCCGUACUCCAGCAACGCGAUCUCUUUGUUCUCAUCGGACGCCAGGGUUCAACGCAUAGUACAGAGGCGGAGAACGCGUGUCUGCGAUAUAAAAUAUCAUCAGGGUCACCGUGAUGCGUGACGUUCGGUAAGCGGCUCUGCUGCAGCCACGCCGGCACAGUCCGCGGUGUGCAGCGAGCCGAACAACGAGUGGUUCAUCCAAGUCGAAGUCGAAGAGGUGUUCGACCGAUUUCUUCGAGAGUUCAUCCGUCCUUCAGCAGCGUCCCUCUUUAUGAGAGUGGGACUGGCUUUUUGGCACUGUUUUCGAGGCCUCCGGUACGCUCGACCAUCGCUUGGCGCCUGGGCCGGUGGAAUGAGGUGCGAUAAGAGCGAGCAACGCGUGCCGAGAUUGGAAUACGAGCAUCCGGUGCCACCGCAAUGACCGGUGGUGAUUCGCUGGGACGAUUUUACUCCGGGUGUCGACUGGACACACACCGAUGAGAACCUGGCCAAGCUGUGCGUAGAACGCGCAGUAUCCGCUUUUGCCAUUCACCGCGGCCCCGACGCCGUCGGUACACUCCGUAAACAAACUCUCAAUUUUUAUUUCCAUUUUCUUUUCGGCGCAGGAUAUUUAUAAACGUCGUCAGAUGGCUCGGACCGUCACCUGCCUCCGGUAUUUUCUACUCGCCUACGUCAUCCUGCUCGGCAUUUCUGGCAUCAUCGUCUCCGUAGGAUCUGGGAUAUUCAUUUACCAGCUGAAACAGUACCGGCCCUUGACUCCGGACGAUGUCUGCGGGUCGUCGAUCACCCUCCUGAUCAUGGGUCUGGUCACUUGUCUCCUUGGAUGGGGGGGAUGGCACAUCGUCGAUUCGACUCACAGGGUGCAAGUCAUAUGUUUUGCCGUGGUUUUGGGCACGGUCGCCUUCGUGGAAGCCGGCACCGGAAUAUGGGCUGUGAUUAAGCACGAACAGAUCGACCCUUUACGCACUUCCGACCACGAGACGGCCUUCGCUCUUGCUACAACCGACGAAAAAUCCACAUGGGAUCGGAUGCAAAUAAGGCUGGGCUGUUGCGGCAUCGAUGGACCCGCCGACUACAGGAUCCUGGACUCCGUUCCUUGGUCCUGCUGCGACACAUCCUCGGUAGAAAAUCCAGAAGCCGUUGCCAGUGGCACUUGUACCACGAUGUAUUCCAGAGGAUGCUUACACUUCGUUGUUAACCGAACGCGUUCCAUUCUCCUUCACGUUUUCCUACUCGCACUUUGCUCCGUUCUCCUCCAGGUGUGCGGGGUGAUAUGCGCAUGUUUCUUUGCUCGAGCGAUAAAGGAGGGCGCUGCAAGAAGACGUCGUGAUAUCCUGUCGCUUAGCGGGAUGAGAAACUCCCGGAAUGCAUCGCCUAUGCGAAAUGCAUCCAGUACAGGGGUGGAUUCUCAGCUGGUGGUUAAACCCCGAGUACCGCCAAGACGAAAGACUUAGUUUUUACGUAUGACUUAUGAUAGUCAAAUAGAAUAUGGUAUAACCUUGAUAUAUACCCGCAGAAAUGAGAUGAGAAUUGAUUAUCUCACUCGUUGAUUACGCCUAAGUUUUAUUAUAGAAAUAAUCUGUACAGCAACCGAACUGAAUUUUGUACUGCAUAUAAUAGUAUUUGCUUUUAUUCACCCACGUCACGGUUAUAGCUCAUUGUGUGCAGGCUGCUCAGCACAUAAUACAUUGUACAUCCAUUGUAGACGUAAGUGACUUUAUCAAAUCAAAUAAACUAUUUAUAACUUG